CCGAGUAAAGGUCCCGCUGUGGGAGAAUAGUUUUACCUGCAGAGACGCGCAUGCGCAGGACGAACGGGCCAGGUCCCGCCGUGGCAUCGAGGCACCGAACCCGCGCGCACACAGAAAAUGGCGGCUGCCGAACCGGUGAGAGCACGAGCAACUCCGAAUACCGUUCAUCAGUAGCGAUGAUGGAGGAAAUAACCACAAAUACGCAGGAUUCGGAAGAAGAGAAAAACAAUACUUCUACACAAGAAAUUGUGAGUCCUGAAGAUUACAUCAAACAUCCACUGCAAAACAGAUGGGCUUUGUGGUUCUUUAAAAAUGACAAAAGCAAAACUUGGCAAGCGAACCUGCGACUCAUCUCCAAAUUUGACACAGUCGAAGAUUUUUGGGCGCUGUACAAUCACAUUCAGUUGUCAAGUAACUUAAUGUCUGGGUGUGACUACUGUCUCUUCAAGGAUGGCAUUGAGCCCAUGUGGGAGGACGAGAGGAAUAAGAGAGGGGGGCGCUGGCUCAUCACUCUCUCCAAACAGCAGCGGCGUGCUGACUUGGACCGCUUCUGGCUCGAGACGCUCCUGUGUUUGGUGGGUGAGGCGUUUGAUGACCACAGUGAUGACGUGUGCGGUGCUGUUGUCAACGUUCGUGCAAAAGGAGACAAAAUCUCAAUCUGGACGACGGACUUUGAAAACAAAGAUGCCAUUGUACACAUAGGGCAGGUGUAUAAGGACAGAUUAGGAGUGCCACCAAAGGUCAUCAUUGGAUACCAGUCUCAUACAGACACCGCGACAAAGAGCGGCUCCACCACCAAGAACAAGUUUGUGGUCUGAGGAGAGGAUGUCCUCGCACUCUAACAUCUAAUGGAGCAGCUGCAGCAACAGUUCCGUUUCCAUGACGAACCAAAGCCAUGUCUGACCGAGAGAGACAGUCGGACGUCAGGUGUCGUGAUUGUGUUGCCAGAUCUGUUAUGGGAUGUAGAAAGUUCCCCUGUUGACAGUUGUUAUGGCAAAAACAAGCACGUUAAAAUGGUGUCUUACAGAGCUGUGCAGUGUAUAAAAGCAGAAAUAUCAUAUUCUUCGCUUUUUAUGUCAUUGUACUAUUGAGUGGUCUGUUGCUGCGUUAAAGGGCUGAGGGCCAAUCAGAGAGGCUGUUCUGAUUGUGGUUAUUUUGGCUUUUUAUGUUUCUGCAUUGUUUUAUGUUGAACUGCGAGCCUUAAUGGAAAAACUGCAGAAGUUGCAUCAUUCAUUUAUUUAGUUUGUCUUCUUUGUUCUCUUUAAUUUGUCUUAGAUUAAUAUUGAUUUGGCUGUUGGUAAAGCAUGGUGAACAUUCUCUUUUUUAAGUUUAAACAUUGUAUUAACUUGUAUUGCAGAUGGAGGAUACAUUUAGACCCAGUUUUACAUUGGUGUAACUUUGAUAUUCUGUUACUGUAUUGUGCUCCUGCCUGAUGUAACAAGUAAUCAUGUGAUCAAACUGAUCAGUUCACUAUGCACUUUGGAAGUUAGACUGGAAACGCUGAUGAGCUUAAGCAUUGUAAACACGUGUAUGUAAAUACAUUUGUACAACACGUUGUCUUAAACUUGUUCUAUAAACCCUGCUGCAUGAGUAAGAGUCA
Molecule: messenger RNA, 1600 nt
Organism: Electrophorus electricus (electric eel)
Lineage: Eukaryota; Metazoa; Chordata; Actinopteri; Gymnotiformes; Gymnotidae
Gene: eif4ea
Product: eukaryotic translation initiation factor 4ea
Biological process (GO): translational initiation
Cellular component (GO): eukaryotic translation initiation factor 4F complex; cytoplasm
Molecular function (GO): RNA 7-methylguanosine cap binding; translation initiation factor activity
Source: RefSeq, a predicted model, not a curated record